GGGUUUUUUACUUCAGCAAAAUGCUUAAACUCCUCAGGCUUAGUCCCUCUCGGAUCAAAGAUCUUCUCUUGAUAUGUUCCCUUUUGAUUUCCCUUUAUCUCGUAUUCUUCCACCCCCAGCCACCUCUCCCACUCGCCGUUCCCACCUCACCGCGUCCCCCCACGCGCCGCCAUCACAUCCUUUUCUCCAUCGCUUCCUCAUCCAACUCUUUCCCCCGCCGGAGCUCCUACAUUCGCCUUUGGUACAAUCUACACGACACCCGCGCCAUCGCUUUCCUCGACCAACCGUUAUCCUCUCCCGCCGGCCCUGAUCUCCCUCCUGUUGUAGUGUCCGGCGAUACUAGGUCGUUCCCUUACACCUUCAAGAGCGGUCUCCGUUCAGCUAUUCGCGUGGCGCGUGUGGUAAAAGAAGCGGUUGACCGUAACGAAACGGGAAUCAGGUGGUUCGUGUUCGGGGACGACGAUACAAUCUUCGUGGUUGAAAAUUUGGUGAAAGUGCUUUCGAAAUACGAUCACGACAAGUGGUACUACGUCGGGAGCAGUUCGGAGAGUUACGAGCAAAAUGUGAAGUACUCUUUUGGCAUGGCGUUUGGUGGGGGAGGGUUUGCUAUCAGUUACUCCUUGGGAAAGGUUUUAGCUAGGGUUUUGGACUCUUGCCUGAUGAGGUAUGGUCACUUGUACGGAAGCGAUUCUAGGGUUUGGGCUUGUUUGGCUGAGCUUGGUGUAGUCUUGAUUCAUGAACCUGGCUUCCAUCAGGUUGACAUGCGGGGUAAUGUUUUUGGGAUGCUUACAGCGCACCCAUUAUCACCUCUUGUGUCUCUUCAUCAUUUGGAUGCUAUGGACCCAAUCUUCCCUAACAUGGACAAGACUAGAGCUUGGGAACACUUCUUUAAAGCUGUGAAUGUUGAUUCUUCUCGGAUUUUGCAGCAAACUGUCUGCUAUGAUCAUUUCAAUUCAUUGACCGUUUCAGUUGCAUGGGGUUAUGCUAUUCAGGUAUAUGAGGGCAAUCAACUACUCCCUGACCUCCUUUCACUACCGAAAACUUUUUCUUCGUGGAAACGAGGUGCGAGAGUUGAGGCUAACUUUAUGUUCAAUACAAGAGAAUAUCCGAGAGAUUCAUGUGAAAGACCACUAGUAUAUUACCUAGAAAGUGGUGUAUCAGACAACGAUGUUAUCUGGAGCAACUAUACUGGGCGUCCUGAUGGAAAGUGCCUGAGAAGUGAUGCAAUAAAGAACCUCAAAGAAAUCAGAGUGGUAUCACAGAAGCUAGAGCUUGAUAUUGAGCAGAUGAUGGCUCCUCGUCGGCAGUGCUGUGAGAUUUCAGCUUUGCAUAAUGAAUUAAUGGUUAUCAACAUUAGAAAAUGCGGAGCUGAUGAAUUGAUUUCCAUGAACGGUUAAUCCUUCUGCAAGGAUGACUGCUGUUGUGGAAAAAAUGAAACAGGGACAAAGCAUGCGGAACAUCAAUUUGCUCACUUCAUGCUGUUAACUGUGUCUGUGAGGAGAGGAAAUUCAUUACUAAAGCGGACCUUGGACCUUUUGUUUAUCAUUGAAGAGUUUGAUAAACGGUGACCAUGGAUGUGACUGCUUUUUGUUAAAUUGCUUGGCCUAAUUAAUUGAGAUUACAUUUGGAAUUGAUCAGAGGAGGCAUCAGGUAUGUGAAGAAAGGUGCAAACCGAUGAGUUAACGCAUCAUGGAAAAAUGCAUACGCCUUGUAUUUGUAACCUGUAUGUCUUGUGAAAUAAUUGAAGUGUUCAUUAAAAGAAAAUAGUGUUUAUUAUAUUUUUAAUGCCUUGUAGCCGAUAUCCAAUCGAUGAGAA
Molecule: messenger RNA, 1816 nt
Organism: Hibiscus syriacus
Lineage: Eukaryota; Viridiplantae; Streptophyta; Magnoliopsida; Malvales; Malvaceae
Exons: 4
Coding region: 21-1397 (458 amino acids)
Molecular function (GO): acetylglucosaminyltransferase activity
Source: RefSeq, a predicted model, not a curated record